Leptomonas pyrrhocoris is the source of this 4357-nucleotide messenger RNA. RefSeq names its product putative protein kinase. Gene Ontology annotation, biological process: protein phosphorylation; cytokinesis by cell plate formation; phragmoplast assembly. NCBI's taxonomy places the organism in Eukaryota, Euglenozoa, Kinetoplastea, Trypanosomatida, Trypanosomatidae. The transcript has a single exon. The record is from RefSeq and is a predicted model, not a curated record. Gene Ontology annotation, molecular function: microtubule binding; protein kinase activity; ATP binding. Bases 410 to 4357 code for a protein of 1315 amino acids.
AGGUGAAUUUUCAUAGUUUUGUUCGUGCGUGCGUGUGCGUGUGUGGAGACGUUUUAGAUGUGUGUCCAGUGAGGAGGGCUUGCGUUGCGCAAACACACUUUUUUUCCCUCUUUCUUUUCUUUUAUCCCGCUUAGCUCUUCCUCUCCUCACCGUUCCUUCUUUUCUCUAAUUUCUUUUUGUUUCUUGCAAGUGCGCAGAGAGAAACGGCUGCAGUCGGCUGUGGAUUAUUGUGUUCCUCUUCUUUUCGUUGAGUGCGUGUUUGUUUUCCCCACCUUUGGUUGCAUGCCUGACUACCGCUAAUACUCUUUUUUCUUUUCCUUCUGUUUUUGUCAGCAUUCACACUGCUCCACGAGACCUCGUUCACCCUAUAGGUACGCACACGCAGCCGUAAAAAAAUAAGACUAAGAAGAUGAACAACUACGUGUUGAAUGACGAGAUCGGUCAAGGGGCCUUUAGCACCAUCUACAAAGGCCGUUAUCGAUCCACCACAGAGUUUUACGCCAUCGCUUCCAUUGACAAGACGCGACGGGAACGCGUGGUGAACUGCGUGCAGAUCCUGCGCUCCAUGCGCCACCCCAACGUGAUCGAGUUUCACAACUGGUAUGAGACAAAUAAUCAUCUGUGGAUCAUCACCGAGUACUGCACCGGCGGUGACAUGUCCACCGUGCUCCGCUCGCGCAUUCAGCUCAAGACGGUCGCCGUGCAGGCGUUCGGCCGCGACAUCGCGGUGGGCCUCCUGUACAUUCACAGCAAAGGUGUCGUGAGCAACGACGUGCAAACGCGUAACUUAUUAAUGGACUCGGCGGCGAUACUGCGCUUUCAUGACUUUAGUCUCGCCUGCUACUUCAACGACGCCAGCACGCGGCCGCUGAUCGGCACUCCGCUGUACAUGGCACCCGAGCUUUUUAUGUGCGACAAGCCCGUCUUCUCCGUCGCAUCGGACCUGUGGUCGUUUGGGUGUGUCCUGCACGAGCUCGCUACGGGCGAGCCGCCCUUUUCCGCGACAGAUUUAGAGGUGUUGUUGACGGACAUCCUGACGGCCCCUACGCCGCGCGUGACCGCCAUGCCGGAGUCCUUUCAGACGUUGCUGAACGGCCUGCUCGAGAAGGAUCCGCUGCGGCGCUUCACCUGGGGCGACGUCAUCCGCAGCGACUUCUGGGACGAGCCGAUCCCGCCGCCGAGCAGCCCCCUGCCGACUCACCCCGGCUGGGAAGAGUUUAAGCGGGACAAGACAAGCCGCCUCGGUGCCGCCUUUUCGUGGACCGAGGCGGACGCGCGGGCCGUCGUGGCGCACGCCGUAGCAGUGGCCAAGUCCAACACCACCGCGCACAACGUCGAGGAGAAGGAGAGCGCCGCGGCCACGCUGAAUGUGGCGAAGGAGCUCGACUUCACCUCGAGCGCGGCGCAGCGGGCGGCGCUGAAGCUGGAACCCGCGAAAGCGGAGCGGACGGCGCACUCGGCGGACAACGGCGCGACCGCAACGCACACAAACACGAGCCCGAGCGCGUACGCCUCGCCGGCCCGCACGUCCUACACGAGGGCCACGAGGAGCACCAACGACCAGGGCAGCACCUCCGCCCCUGGCCGGACAAGCCGAGUGGCGGAGACAAACGUCGGGGGCCCGCAACGCCGGCGCGGCAGCAAAGGACGCGGUGGCACGACGAGCCGCGACGCGUCUGGCCCGGGUGCGGCGUCGGUUGCCUACGCGGGCGGACGAGCUGCCUACGCGGCAAACGCGUCGAAUGCGAACGACGACAGCCCGAGCGAGGCAACGCUCAGCGCCUUCGCUGCCGGUGCGCUGCGUCGUGUCGCGUUGGCAGAGCUCCUGCCGCACCAGACCGAUCAACACAUUCGCCCCUUGAGCAACAACAGUCGCAUCGAGUACACCCCAGAGGCAUCCUACGAUGCCACCACGCUUGGCUUCACGGCGCUCACGGCGGCGGAGAUCAACAGCUUAUCUCCCAGUCGACACACGGCCUUCUUUCGUUCCCUGUACGUGGCGCUGUCCAACACCCGCAGCGGCCACGAGUCCCUGCGCAACGUCAUGAACUACAUUAUGGCGCUCUGCAGCGACCCGGAGGUGGCGAGGGCCUCGGUGAAUAGCUCCGUCAUGCGACAGUGCGUGAAGCACGCAGGACGCCAAGACGCUCCGGCAUCUUUUCGUGCCACCGCGGCGCUCAUUAUGGGGCUGCUCGUGCGCACGACCGCCUUCAUUACCGACGAGGUCGCCUCGUCGUCUAUCCUGGCCGACAGCAUGCAGCUCUUCGAGGACGAAACUGAGGUGACGGUGAAGCGCAAGCUGCUCGCCUGCAUUGGCGAGUUUCUCUUCUACAUCGCGGUACAGAAUGAGGCGCAGCGCCAGCUGUGGAAUGUGCAGCGGGCCACGGUGCGCCGCAUUUUCCUCUCCGCCCUCGACUGCCGCGACGACGUGCUGAAGCAUUACGCCGCAAAGAUGAUCGAGAACAUGACCUCGACUCCGCAGAAAGAGAUGGCGCUGGAGCUCUUCGCCGAGCCGGUAUUUGUAGAGAAGCUGCUCUCCGUCUUCGCACUGCCGCAGAUGGAGGGGCGCAGCGAAGACAUGCGGUCCGACGCCGCGUGCGCCGCCUUCAAGCUAGCCAUGAUAAAAGAGGAUCUCAUUCUGACUGUCAUGCAGUCGAAGGAGGUGCCCGUCACUUCGUACGCCAGCGUGAUGCAGCGGUCCUCCGUCACGCAUCUGAUGCAAAUUCUCAUGACGUUUAUGAACCACGCGCUGGUGAAGGGCAUGACGGCGCUGCAAAACCCGUUUAUGCAGAUGUGGACGAAGGCGGCACAGGAGUCCCGCAGCAACCGCGGCAUGAAUUUGUUCAUGUCGACUCUGAGCGCCGCAGAUGCAGAGGAGAUCGUCGGCAACAUGCUCUUUGUAAGCGAUGAGGUGCUGGACCACCUGAGUGAGGCGAUCGAACAGGCGUCCGUCGCCGUGUACGGCAAAACGUUGCUCUUUGUCACGCUGAUCGGGUGCGUUGGCGGGAGCGGGCUGUGCUGCGUCCUCAGCAGCCGCUGCGUUGCAUUUCUGGAUCGACUGGUGCGUGACACGGACAAGUACGUGCGCAAGUGUGCAGUGGCCACGUCCGAGUUCCUUGGCUGGUUCAUCUCCGACAAGCUGACGAGUAUCGCACGGCGGGUGUCGUCCACUUCGACGCCGACACACUUGACUGUCAUCCAACAACUCCUCAACUGCGCGGCGAUUCGCAACGGCAUCGACUUUCAAACAAGCGUCUUUCAAAGCUUGGCGACGUGCAUCGACAAGGCGAUGAACAACACCCUCUACGGCACCUACGAGAACGACUUCAACAGCGUGGCGGACCGUUUUGUGGAGAGUCCGGUGGUGGUGCUCAAGUACAAGGACAGCAUCUGCCAGCACCUCGUCACGUCGUACGCGGAGAUGCUGGGUCGAAGAGACACGAGUGGCCGAUUUACCGCCGUCCGCUUUCUCACCUCGGCCAUGGUGCCUAUCGCCGCCGAGGACGCCGAGUCACGCAAGGAGAACAGCUGUGCUGCCACUGUGGCGCACAAAAUAUUGAACGUGGUGGUGCCGAACCUUGCCUCGCUCCUGCAGGAGACCAGUCCGAUUCCCGUGAACACGAUGCGUCUGCUGAUGACGUCUGGCGAGAUGGCGCAGAGUACGCUGAGCGGACUCGUGACGGAGCGCCUGCUCGGCACCGUGUUCGAGUACAUCAACGGCAGCGGUGGCGACGAAGACAUGUUCUACCCGCUCUCUUUUGUUCACGUGUGCUUACUGGCCUGUGCACGCGUCGACAUCCUCAACUAUGUUGUGCGACAAGGCUUGUGCACGCAGGCUCUGCGCGCGAUCGCCUCGGCGCUGCAAGAGAAGAACGAUCAGCACAUGGAGGUGUGCUGCAUUCUUUUGGCAGAGGUGCUGCGGCGCGUGACAAGCGACGCGACAUCGAGGGUGACGGUGCAGUGCGCCGAGAGUGCGCGUAAGGACACGAUUAGCUCGGUGCUGUUGCCCAUCUGCGUGGACACAAACAACAGCGUGGCGGUGAUGGAGUCUGCCGCGUCGGCGAUCGAGGACUACGCGCGACUCUCCGCCCUGGCGAGGGCUGAUCUCACGUCUUCCACCACGCUCGGCGCGUACAUUGUCGCCGUGUCUAACGCGCUCUACUCGCAGACGAAGCGCACCGUUGCCACACGGCUGCUGACAGCCUUUAACGUGUCGUGUGAAUCCUCGUCGCGUGAUGUACUGCAGUCCCUCAGUCGGAAUUCCCCUCUCAUCAGUGUGCUGAAGACGGCCGCGGGGGCUGCAAACAUGCGUGUGGCCGCCGCAGAGGCGGAUAGGCUGUUGAAGCUGCUCGCAUAA